Molecule: messenger RNA, 2593 nt
Organism: Heterotrigona itama
Lineage: Eukaryota; Metazoa; Arthropoda; Insecta; Hymenoptera; Apidae
Source: the annotation of a GenBank genome assembly
AUGCUGGAGUUCCUUGGAAAGAAAUACAAGCUGUUCAGCAGCGAGAAUUUCGAUGAUUUCAUGAAAGCGCUCGGUACGUAUGAAUAUUGCUUAAUAACAAGUAAGUCGCUCCGAUGAAUUACAUUCGAACAUCUAAGGACAUUAUUCUGUGGUUCGUAAUUAAACGUGCUAAUCUGUGACGGCAAAGGCGAACUGAAAUACAAGAGGCGUGCUGUAUCGUUGAAUUUCAUCCGACAGAUUAUGAUAUCAAACGUUAUUAUCGUCACCGACUGCUGUGGUAAAUAAACCGUAAAUGUCACGCUCGAAACGCAAUAUUUAUUAAAAAAACACGCGUAACAUACCGUAUAGCCGAGAGGCAACAUUUCCCCUCGCGCCCGGUCGAUAAGGAAAACAAUUUCAAUAAUAUUCAUUAAUAUUCGAAUAACAAUAUUAUGAAACAACUCACAAAGUCGUUCUUGUAACUAUCGAUCGAUAUGUUUCAUUGUUCGAAUGAACCCACGAUGUAUCUAUGUUACACAUUAAGAUAUCUAGACCGACGUCGAGGGAUUAAAGCAAAGCAGAAGUAACCAAAUAAAAUAUAUUUUGAUAAACGAACCUCGAAGAAUCUGGCGUGCACGCUGGAUGCCAGUUCUGUCACCGGAAAAUUUAAUUCGACUACAGACGAACGAUCUCAUUUAUAAUAUUAGGGACGGCAACGUAUUGUAAUGAUAAAUAAGAUAAUCAAUUUUAAUAUGUUGAACUAUGCUCCUGUGGCUGUGCAACGACCUGACCUCACGCUUAAUUCCCGCCAUGUGCCACAGACAGAGUCCGAUUGUACUCCAAUUUAGCACUUGAAUUAAUUUACCGGCAAGAUUAAUAAAUCGCAAUUGUCAGUCGAAUCGUACUAAUGUGUGGUACUCGAGUUAACUUAAUAAAAAUACAUUGAUCGUGUUGCUUGUUAAUGGACGAAUAGGGGCGUCAAUCGAAGAACAAAUGUACGUAACAUUGCAAAAUACUAAUAAUUUGUCACGUUCCAAGCGAUGACAACAUUCGUGUAAGCAUAUAUCCGCCUUCGCAUUUUCACAUUCUCAUUAUAUUGCAACCUGUUAUUUCAUAUGAUUACCGGAAAUUAAAUAAAACUGCAAGCUCAUUCUGAUCGACAUCGCUCACACGUUGAAGUGUUGACUAAUACUAGCAAGGAAUAUAAAUUAUUCCUUCCUCGUGCGUGAAUCGAGGGAAGCGAAAUAAUGUACUGAUGCUCGACGUGUACAAAAAAAACAUGCGUACUUUUGUUUUUUUGCAGAAAAAUGACGAUGAUAUUUUAAAUCAUAUUUACACAGUCACCUAUCAAGAAGUGUGAAUAAUAACGUUGAUGGCAAUUAUAUAAUUUAAUCGCGAUGAUAAUCACAUCAGACAUCUAAUAGCAUCUUUUGUACGAUAUUAUUCGCACAUAUAAAAUAUCACGUAACUGUAAUUCGAUGCGAGCAAAUAAGAGCACGAUAACUUUUUGUUUUCGAAGAUAAUGUAUGCUUGAUGCAUUGCAGAUAUCGUAAAUAAUCGCUAGAAAGUUCAAACUUCAAUUAUUUGAUAUUUUAAUCAGAAAAAAAAAAAAAAAUCUUGAUUCCACCGUUCUCAAUAUAAAGUGUGAUAAUAGUAUCGUUGGCGUUCAGUUUUGCUUUUACCUUCGUUGGCAACGUAUCGUGCUCUUUCGUUCAAAAUGAAUCCAUCCGUUUUGGGAAAACCAUAUAAACUUCACUCAUCGAGUGAAAGUUUUGACGACUACAUGAAGGCUUUGGGUGUAGGUUUAAUGACACGUAAAAUGGGCAGCAGCCUAAGUCCCGUGGUUGAAUUAACGGAGAACAAUGGAGUCUACACGUUGAAAACAACUAGUGCAUUUAAGAAUUCGGAGAUAAAAUUCAAACUUAAUCAAGAAUUCGAUGAAGAAACGAUAGACGGAAGACAAGUGAAAAGCGUCUGCACUUUAGAGGGAAAUAAACUUAUUCAAAAACAAAAGGGAGAGAAGGAAACUACUAUUGAAAGAGAAUUCACGCCGACAGAAAUGAAAGCGAUCAUGAAAGUUGAUGAUAUCGUAUGCACGAGAGUGUACAAAGUUCAAGAAUAAAAAUUUUACUUGAAGAAAUAACGUCCCUCGAUGAAUUAAAAAUUGAUUAACGAUGUUGAAAGUUGUUCUCGCCUAGUUAAGGGGCAAUAUAUUGUUCUCAUAAAUGUUAAACAAUAGAGAAAUAAACUUUUUUACACGCACAAUAACACAUAUGUACGCAUAAACAUUAAUAUUAUUUUCAAAGGAUAUAAUAUUUCGUAAUAUAAUACAUGAAUAUAUCGCUUUAUAUUCAUAUAUGUAAAACGAACAUUAUUAUGUAACAUUUUAAAAGUACUGAAAGUUUAUAUAUUUUUUAUGUAUCUUUAAAUCAUCCAUAUGCUUCCAUGUAUGUUAUAUUUAUUACGGAUAUAACGAAUGGACAUAAAGAAUAAUUUUGAACAUCUUUGUAUCAAAAUAUCAUUUUUUUAUAUAAAUACAAUGGAAACGAAUACAAUGAAUGGAAAGCUUUAAUUAUAAACAAUAUAAAAUAAAAUAAAAAAAUUUUGAAACUUU